This is a messenger RNA of Pomacea canaliculata, 1916 nucleotides long. RefSeq lists its product as uncharacterized. The record is from RefSeq and is a predicted model, not a curated record. NCBI's taxonomy places the organism in Eukaryota, Metazoa, Mollusca, Gastropoda, Architaenioglossa, Ampullariidae. The transcript is spliced from 2 exons. The coding region runs from base 483 to 1361 and encodes 292 amino acids.
ACAAACCCUGAUCUAGUGAAGAAGUUCGUCAUGUACGGAAGUAUGGACACAAAGAAAGAAGAGGACGUACGUAAGCUUUUGGGAAAGCUCCGGAAAAGAAUGUGGACGCCUUACAGACAUCGCUAGUAGUCUCCAGAAGACGGUCAUUCCAAAAUUGUUUAAACACAGGAACCACUGAAGACGAUGAAACAUCCAUCAACACUUACGAUGUGAAUAAUAACAUAUUAGACAGUAACAUUCAGACCAGUACAUUGGUUACUUCUCCAUUUCAGUUUCUAAAAGGAAUUUUUUUCUGUAUCAGCGUUAAGACCCAUCACUUUCGCUGCUGACAUGAAGUGACGUAGCGUACAAUCUUUGUGCACCUUCUGGUUGCAUUUGGCGAAGCAAUGGCAAAAAGAGCAUUCAGGAUACUAGUCUGCAUGCAGUGCAUCAUAAUUUUCGCAUUACUCAUCCCAUUUUAUUGAAUUAUCCCGACCAGCUACAUGCCAGAUAUCAUGUACAUUAUACAGUUUUUCAACCCCCGUGAGCCAAUUGCAUUUUCUGAAGCAAAGGCAUCCCACGAAAUCCUCGUCCCGUAUGCGCUGAAAGGUCGAGCUCAAGACGAAGCCAUGUUCACGCAUGCGCACCAGUGGGUAAACGCCUCAACCGUGCGCAAGGCUCGUUACUUCCGCUUUCUCCCCCUGAUGACCGUCUUCGACAAGGCGCGGCUGCUGUGCACGUGGCGCGUGUUUGACAACGCUGUCCAAGCUGCCAACCUGUCUUACUUUCUGGUGGAGGGCAGCCUGCUGGGAGCCUAUCGCCAUCGUGGCAUGAUUCCCUGGGAUGACGACAUCGACGUUGCUAUGGACGGUCUGAAGAUGGACAAGAUCCGCCAAGUGUUGGCCUGUAUCUCUGGCUACUCUCUCCGCAUUUUGUCUCAAGUUCACUGGAAAUUCUUCUCUAGCAACACCUCCAGCAUUCCCAGCGUCUGUCCUGAAAACUUCACCGUCCCAACUGCCAGCGGCCGCAAUCACAGCGGCUGCGUACCUAGCAUUCUCGAUACCAACGACACCAGCAUCCGUUACCCUUCCAUCGACGUCUUUAUGUACACCAGUGACGGCAACUACACCAGGUCCUUGUGCUACUACGCGACCGCAGCCAAUGGUGUGAGAAAUACCAUUGUCUAUCCUUUGACAACGAUGACCUUUGAAGGAUUCACUGCCCCCGUGCCCAGACAGACCUGGGAGGUCCUUGCUCGCGUAUAUUACCUUGAUCAAUGUAAGUCGCCUUUGCACAACCACCGGCUUAGUCAACCUAUCUAUGGAGAGAUAGUAAAAUGCCGAGAGUUGAAGGACAUGUAUCCUAUGUACAAUGUGGUGUGAACUGAGCCAGCCUGCCGGUAAGAAAUUAUACAGUCGUAACUUUUUAUCUUUGCACAAAAGCUGUGGUGCUUUUUCUUUUCUUAAGAUCUGUUGUUGUGUAGAUUAUUAAUGUUGAGUUAGGUCAAAACUGAGAUGCUACACCGAGACAAGGGCCCUGUACCCUGUGACUACUGCAGUCGUCUUUGGAAAGUCACAGGUUCGUUUGCAGCUCGCUCCGGACGAUGAGUGGGAAAACUCCCUUUGCUUACACAGAAGGAUAGACACCUUGUUUUGUGUGACAGGUCAAAGAUGGCAUAUGACACGUCUGAUGACAGUCCACUUCUUGACCUCCGGAAUCUACAGAACCGUCGCACGCUGAUUGGGAAACCUCCUGACUAGUCUCAGUAUUUAGCUGAUGUCAAUAAGAAGUCAUCUGAUCCAUCUGCUCUUUCAUUCGGAAUUGUUCCAUUCCUUUUUACCAUGCGCACCUUAUGAACUAACAGUCAUGCAGUUUCCAACCCGUCAUUUUGUGAUGACCUUCUUUUGUGCCUUCCCCAUGCCGAAAAUAAAGUGAGU